GUCGCUCGCUUCGAGGGCUCAACAGCGGGGAAAAAACGGUCCAUUAAACGGUGGCCUGAGGUACCGACAGUGAGAGUGAGAAGUCCGGGGAGCUGGAGGUUUUCGGGAGUCCGACCCUGGAGCGGGCACGAUGCUAACCGACAGCCGCCCAUCUCGGUAGUGAGCGGCUCAGCGGCGGUUAUUACCAGCCCGUUGGGCCCCGGAGCUUCUCCCACUGUCAUUGCAGUUCCUGGGUAUUUCAGAUUCCCAGCACUCGGUACUUGAACGCUGGGGCUUUACCACUUAGUCUUUUUGUUCUUCUGGUCCAGUUUUUUCCCAAAUGGACCUCUAGGAGCAUUCUCGUUUCUGACUCAGAAGUUUGUGGGUUCAAGUCCCACUCCAGAGACUUGAGCACAAAGGUCCAGGCUGACACACCAGUGCGAUACAUCUGAGGGAGUUCUACGCUUUCGGAGGUGCCCUCUUUUGGAAGAGACGUUAAACUGAGGCCCCUCCCGUUGAUACACUGUUUUGAAGACGAGCAGUAAAUGCUGAGUUACCUGUUGGAAGAUGUCACAUUCUGACUAUCUGCAGUUCCUUCGAGAUCAGAACAAACAUUUACUGCAGAAACUGAGGGUGGAACGGCUCAGGGCUCCAUGGAGUGUACUCCUGCCCCCUGAGAGUGGCAGUGGGCUCUGUCCAACUGACCUCAGCUCAGCACAGAACAGACGUGCUGCAGACUCCCGAGGAAACGGCUAUGAUAACAGGUUUGAGCAGGAAGAUGCCAACUUACUGAAGAACCCCAAUUUGAAGGACCAGGCUGAUUCAGAACUGCCAGGGCAAGAGAUGUGUGAUGAUGGAUCACAGCAGCCCAGUGAAGUGGUUGUGACUGAAUCCCAAAAGAAAAGGGAAGCCUCUCGAGCUGCACUUUACAGUCCCUCGGUGUGCAGAGCCAGGAAGCAAGGCUGGAUGCUUGGUGCAGGGGAUGGAGCAGACAUGGAGCUGCUUAACUGGCUCCCUGGCGGUGAGGCUGGAACGAUUCCCAAAGUAGAACGGAACUGUUUUUCAUCAAUAAGACUUCUGCCGAAAGUGAGCCUCACCCCAGUGGAGACACUGAACAAACUAAAGCCGGAGCGCAGACUCAGAAGCAUCCCCUGCAACUUGCUGACUGAUGGUCAUGUUACAAAAACUUUUAAUUGUUCAACUCCUUUUACCAAGCCCCCCUUGGCCCCAAGGUUAACAAGAGACCCUGAGCCUCCCAUUCCAAGACAGUCAAGCACAGGUGGAACCAGCUACAAGGGAAACAGCCCCAGUCAUCAUUCCCGGUUCUUGCAGACCCUCUGUGAGAACGCAAAGCCAAGGUCAAAGCUGGAGCCGCCACUGUAUGUGGACCGGCUGUUGGAUGAGGGCAAUGAUCGACACAGAGAGCAGUUUAUCAGAGAUACCCGGAAGCCAAAAUCAAUUCUCUUAGGAUCUCGUGAUAAGGUGGCAAAGGCGGACGAUGUGGGUUAUGUCACAUUCCUGUCUCCGAAAGAGGAGUCCAGCCUCAGAGCAGAGGUUCAGGCAAUGCGACCCUUCCUGGGCUACGAUUGGAUAGCAGGUCUGAUAGACGUUGAUUCACCAAUGUCAGAAAAAUCCGAGCAGUAUUUUAUGGAACUGCAGGACUUCCGACGGGUGAAUAAGGAAGAAUGUGUGCACCAGGAGUACAUGGAGACAGAGGAACUCAAUGUUCAGGCCGCAGAUCAGGAGAAGCUCGACUACAACCGUCACAUCCACCAGUGCACUCACUCUUACCGUGUUAAUAGUCGCCUGUUUGCAGUCCCACUGGAACCAGCGGCAGUCUGUCCCAUUUGUAAAACUCCUAAAUCGAAGCGACCACACACUAUGGAAGAGCCUGCUUAUGUUCGCGUCAGCAUACCCAGAUCAACCCUGCUCCCUCCGCAUAAAUACAAGCCACAUCGUAGGAAGAGCUUUGAUCCCACUGACAGUCUGUCACUCCCUUCGCAUUGUCUUUUGGGCUGGGAGAGUACCAUGCCAUCCAACACUCCUGUUGCAAACACCCUGGACUUGCGGAGCACAGUGGAACCCAAAAAACCUUCCUCACCAUUUGACCUUAACCUCUCCAACCUGAGUGCUGCUGCAUCUCGUGUGGCUGGAGGGACCAGGUCAGAUGAGCUGCUAAACCUUUCACGUUUGACAGGCUACCAGUUUCAGAGACUGAGAUUGGACAGACCUAAUUCAACAUCCUACCCUGUCUAUUAGAACCUAACAUCCACCUGACAUAUACACACAUACAUGAAGGCUGAUUUAGUACCUCACCUACAUUGCAACCUCAGGGAUUUUUGAAUCUGUUUUUAAUCAGUGAAAUCUGGUUUGGAGAUGAGUUGCAUGCAGUGACCAUAGAAAGCCUAAGUAAAGAGGUGGAGGGGUAGGGGAGGAGAGGUGCAGAUGGCAUUGGCUGGAUUCACUGUAAUAACAUCCUAUCAAAUCCUGGCUGUGCAAAUCAACUCAGCUCAAAGCAAAAAGAAUUGUCAAUGUUGGAACGAGACUAGAACAGGGGUAAUACACAGCAAGCCAGUCAGUCUAAGAGAAGUGUUUUGAGUAUGACUAAUCCAGACAAGUUUAUUCAAACGGGAAGUGCCAUCGGAAUAUACUUGGAAAGCAGGCUGUAUAUUUGGAAUUGAAUUGUAAAGUGAAUGGUGUAAAGGUGGGGAAGAAAAGAGAAUGUUUCAAUUUACACAACAGGCCCAUCAGUGCCAGAAAGAUAAAUGGCAGUGAAAAGUUUGUUUCAAAACAACCUCGCUGCCAAAUAGUAACUUGUUUGACUGAGCUGUGCUGUGUAUUUCUAGCAAUGGUGUGGUCCUGCACAUCUCUAUUCCAGGCACCAUAUGGCGAUGCUGAAUAUUCGAUGUCUAAUAGCACAGCAAUAGACCUGUGGUGAGGCAGGGUUCAAUAAUAAUGUGAAAUACAGCCACAGGACAUACAGUCAGGUGAUACUCAUGACAUGUGUACAGGUGCUGAGAGCUUGCUUUGUGUACAGCUUUCCCUCACAAUAUUGAGAUGUGACUGAAUCUGAGUCUAUUGCUUAUUCUGUACUCAGUUUGUAAGUUGUGCUCUUAAUCAGCCGGUGCAAGACUGGUAGAAAUACUAUUUACACACUUAAGCUGGAUUUCCAAAUUUCCAAUAAAUAUACAGUAGUCAGUUGGGUGAAUCCCAAGAAAGUUCCUGCCAUUGCUGAUUGUGCCAAGACUUCCUCGGAGAGAGGACAGCUGGAAUUAGAAGUUGCCACUAGUGAACGCAAACUCUCUGUCCCUGUUUGCCUGUGGCGUGAGCAUGGCUGCCUUGCUGCAUGUGUCUGCGUGAGUGUGCAAUCGCACGCUCUGUAUUUGUGUGUCCAUCAUGUGGCUCUACUGUAAUAAUGUGUGUAGUUGUCAUUGAUGGAUAUUAACCCUUCUGUGCUGCAAAUGUAUGCCUAGUAGCAAGUGAGCAACAAAUUACAAUUGGUGGUUGGGAGAUUGCCUAAGGUUUUUUUUAAAAUAAUCUUUUGUGUUUUUAAUAUAUAUUUUAAUUUGGUCAGUAAGAAAUCACUGGUUGAAUCAUUGGAAACGGAUGAAGUGGUGUGAUUGGGAAUGCAGAAGCCCUGUGCAUACUCCCUGAUUGGCUGGGCUAUUGAGGAAACUAAGGGGAUGCUGAAAUGGAAUUUGGGAGGUGACUCUCCCACACCUGCCUGAUUGGAGCAAUUUUAGCAAUCACACUGUCCAGCAACUGUAUAAGAGUGACAAUGCCAACUGUUUAAUCUUAAUUGCUCCAGGUGAAAGGUUGAGGGCAACAUCUUGCUUUCUCUACCGGAGAUUUGCUCAGUGAAACUUGCUGUAGGAAGCACCUGUGGGUAUGGCCUGAUUGACAGGUUGAUGAGUACGUUUAGUUGCUGAUAUUUGCCUUUGAUGUGUGACCUCCUGACUUUGAAAUUGUAGCCUGAAUGUUUAAUGAUCGACUACUGUUUGCAGUGUGUGAUGUUCUGGCUGCUGGCUCAGGCCUUCUUAUUGUUAUCUUUUACUACAAUCAGUUUUACAGUUUGUAACCUUCUCAAUAAAACUAUUUUAUAUCUGUGAAGCCAGCACACUCUGAACAUGCUGUGCUGUAUCUGGUUACUUGAUGUGCCACACCUUUGCUCCAAGAUGAAAAUAAGAAUAUCCAAUUUUUUGUGCUAAUGUGAUUAUAAUCGAGAUUUCUUUCACAGUAUAUAUUUUGUAAAUCCAAUGAAGUAUUUUCAAAAUAU
Molecule: messenger RNA, 4255 nt
Organism: Carcharodon carcharias (great white shark)
Lineage: Eukaryota; Metazoa; Chordata; Chondrichthyes; Lamniformes; Lamnidae
Gene: miip
Product: migration and invasion inhibitory protein
Exons: 10
Coding region: 547-2238 (563 amino acids)
Biological process (GO): negative regulation of cell migration; negative regulation of G2/M transition of mitotic cell cycle
Source: RefSeq, a predicted model, not a curated record